GGCGUGGCGGAUACCCGACCCGUUUAAAAGGACCGUUAGAAGGGGAAUUAGAGACAGCGAAGGAGAAAGACGAUCCCACAAAAAAUGGUUGCGAUUUCGCUUUACAAAGGGAAGCUCCACCGGAGCCCUGACGUUCCCCACCAAUGGCUAGUGCCCACCCCCAAAAUCUCUGCUAAGGAUUUCAAGAAUCUCCUCCAACGCCGUUCCAGAGCCCUUUCUCGCCUCGAGGCCACCACCACGAACCCUAACCCUAACCCUAAUGAGAAUUCUGUUGACGAUGCUACUUCGGAUGAUAGAGAACCACCUGAAUCCGACGGACCUGCUGUGGAUGAUGUCUCCAAACAUGAGGAAGCAUCAAAGGUUAAUGGCGAUAAAACAUUUGAUGACGAAUUGGUGAAAUCGAAUCAUGCAGAUCAACAGAAAGAAUCAAAGGUCGGCGAUGAAGAUGAGACUUUGGUGAUUCCUGGUGAACAAUUAGUGGCAGUUGAUGAUGCUAAAGCUGUUGUUGAUGUCCCGGAAAACGCCUCAAAUGCUGUGGAUGACCUUCAAGACGAAGGGAAAACGGAUGCUCAACAUCAGUUAGAGCCCCUUAAGAACGUUACACUGAGUGAUAUAGAGAAAAGGAAAAAGGAGGUUGAAGAGAAGUUGCAGAUCCUGAAUGCAAGGAAGCAUAAUCUGGUACAAGUUCUGAAACAGAUUUUGAGUGCUGAAGAGGAGCUACGAAGAAGAAGCAAUGUGCAGCAGGGUACUACCACAGGGCACCAAUCAAUAUCUCUCCAAGUGGAUGUUGGGAAUGACUCUGGUUCCAUGAGUAGACAGGUGACUCCACGACCCGCUUCAGAAGUCAACUGUAAUGGCGAUACAGAAGGAGAUGAUGCUCAAAAUCAAAAUCAAAAUCAAAAUCAACAUUCACGCAGUUUACCAAGAAUGAGUAGCGUGUCACCAUCUUCAGAUUCCCUUCAUAGAAGGACCCCUUUUGCUAUGGCAUCAAAUCCUUCACGAACAACUUCAGGUGUAGUGACAAGUAGCCCAUCAAGAUUUGCUCCUACAAGCCAACAAGCCAAUGGUGGUACUUCUGUAUUCAGAGAUGCCAGGCUUCCUAGUCCAUGGAACUAA
Lactuca saligna is the source of this 1116-nucleotide messenger RNA. The record is from the annotation of a GenBank genome assembly. NCBI's taxonomy places the organism in Eukaryota, Viridiplantae, Streptophyta, Magnoliopsida, Asterales, Asteraceae.